Penicillium digitatum Pd1 is the source of this 2793-nucleotide messenger RNA. NCBI's taxonomy places the organism in Eukaryota, Fungi, Ascomycota, Eurotiomycetes, Eurotiales, Aspergillaceae. The record is from RefSeq and is a predicted model, not a curated record.
AUGGCGACCAAGAACGGCAUUCUACCGCUGGAAGCGCCUCGUAAAUUCGCAAAUUUCUCCAUAUCUCGUUCUCUUCGACAUGGAAGACUCGUACUGGGAACCCUCCUGCUGGCAGCAGGUCUCGUGAUGCUAAUUCAUACCAAACAUCUCGCCGAUAUCACCGCGUCCAACGGCACUGGUCGAGACAUCUUUUAUGAAGGGCUGAAAAAAUGCCAUGAAGCCAGGUAUCAGUAUCCGGGCCCUCAACCAACAGAGGGUCGACAAAACCCACGUUGGAACUCAAUUUCUGGUCAGCAGAGACCGAUCCUGAUCCAGAAUGCAACACUUUUCGACGGCGAAUCCAUUAUUACAGGGAAAGUUGACAUCGCAUUCCAGGCAGGUGUGAUCCGUUCUGUAUCGGCUGCAAAAUCAAGCCACCAAACCCCUAAGGAUGCUCAAAUCAUCAACGCUCAUGGAAGAUUUGUCACUCCUGGCUUGGUGGAUAUGCAUUCACAUCAUUUGUUACUCCCAUUCCCCCAGCUUCCAUCUACCAACGACGUCAAUGAGCGCCCAGUUCUAGGACCCAUAACUCCGUUUGUUCGCUCAGUGGAUGGAUUCAAGCCAUAUGACCCAGCGAUCCAGAUCAUCGCAUCGGGUGGUGUGACUUCUUCUUUAGUGCUACCCGGAUCGGCAAACAUUAUCGGCGGCGAGGCAUAUCUGGUAAAGAAUUUGGCAACGCCAGGCCCAAAUGCCGAGCCGAUAGUCGAUGAACUACUGCUUGAUCAUGGCAUUGUAGAAAAGAACCGAAAGAGAUAUUUGAAAAUGGCUUGUGGGGAGAACCCCAAAGGCAACUAUAAGAAUACCCGGCUUGGUCUAGUGUGGCUUUUGCGCAAGCAUCUCGAGGAAGCACGACAGCUGCAAGAGCGUCAAUCUGCCUGGUGCCGAUCAGCUGCUAGUAUUGAGAAUGCCAACUUUUUCCAGUCGAGACAGAUUUUACAGUUCCUCAAAAACAGAGGGAGCCGACCGGAGUCCUUUGAACUUGAAACUUCUCUGGCACUUCUCAGAGGAGAGCUCAAUGUUAAUGUGCACUGCUAUGAGCCGGAAGAUCUUGAACGAAUGUUAAACAUCACUAUUGCCACUUUUGCAGAGAAUGCGCUUUUCAAAGCCGAGGCAUACGGGGCCAAUUUACGAGGGCCUAAAAUCUUGGCUGAUCAUGGUGUCCAAGUUGCAUUGAAAUCAGACCAUACUGGCGAGGGAAACUAUGCAAAAUAUCUUGUUUACCAGGCGGCAGUUUCUCACUCGUUUGGUUUGUCUGAAGAAAAGUCUCUUCAAGCCGUGACAUCUGUCCCUGCUAGAUCCAUCCAACAGGAUCACAGAAUUGGAUAUGUUCGCCCAGGAUAUGAUGCAGACCUCGUCAUCUGGGACGAUCACCCGCUCCAAGUCGGUGCAACUCCAACUCAGGUAUUCAUCGAUGGUCGUCCUGUUCUAAAGAGUGGUGAAGCUUAUCACAAAUGGACUACUGGAACAUCUCGCUUUGGAAAGCCACAGGCUCCCAAAAUCCGACCCUCUCUUGGAACAAUUCAGAAAGAAGAUGUUUGUACCAAGUUUCAGCACAACAAUUCAAGAAUUCUCUUCACUGGCAUUCAAAAGGUCUUAAUUGAUAGACACAGUCCAUCUACUACUGCUACCAAAGACCUCGUUAUGCUGGUUGAGGAUGGUCGCGUCAGAUGCCUUGAUACGAGGUCCUCGUGUCUAUCCGACGAAACUCAGAAAAACACCGCACAGAUCGCUUUAAAUAAUGGUUACGUUCUGCCUGGCCUGGUGGCUUUUGGAAACAAACUCGGAAUCCAGUCCAUUCCGUCUGAAUCGUCGACUGGAGAUGGCUCGGGUUCAAAAAGUGGGGAUGCACUGAACGAAGACAAGACACUUCACUUCGCCAAGUAUGGCGUGCAUCUAGAUGGCAAAGGACUCGCGAGGGCUAGGAUUGGAGGCGUCACACGAGCUGUCACUGCGCCUCUUCAUGGUGGUGGCGUCGCUCAAGGUGUCAGUGUUGGGUUACGAAUGAGCAAGGAUGCCACAAUUCUUGAUAACGGCAUCUGGAAGGACGAUGUGGCACUUCACCUCGUGAUAGGUCAGGCAGCUAUAAGCGAUGACACACCGACUGUCUCUUCUGGGAUUGAGAGACUGCGUCAGUUGCUUCAGGUGGGCGAAGAUUCAGCACCAGGGAGUAUUAGCAUUUAUGCUCGGGCUGCAAAUGGCUCGCUUCCUGUGGUUGUACAAGCGUUCAAUGAGGAUGACAUUGCGCAAUUGAUCCUAAUCAAGCGUGAGUUCCCAUUAGUCAACCUGAUUAUAUACGGCGGCCAUGGUGCUCCUUUGGUCGCCAAGCCCCUCGCCGAAGCAGGAAUUCCUGUCAUCCUUACUGGAAACCGUGGUGCCCCUGAUAGCUGGGAGAAAAAGAACUCUCUCGUAGGACCCCCAUUGACGGAGAGCCCUGCAAAAAUCCUAUCUGACGCAGGUGUCCUGCUUGCCCUGGCUGUGAAAAGUGAUUCAACGAUCCACGGUCUGGCACAGGAAGCUUGGUGGGCUGGAAAGUAUGCCAGUUUAACUGACCAGCAGGCCAUUGCCCUUGUUUCAACCAACUUUGAUCUUAUACUUGGAGAUCAAUCGAGGAAGGCUCAGGAGGGAGCUUUCGUUGGUGACUUUGUUGUCUGGGAAGGCGAUCCCCUGAGAGGGGAGGGUUCUGUUGUUGCUUCAUUCCAAGACGAUGGGAAGAUUUCCGAUUGCUGGCCUGAUACCAGUGAUGCUAUUUUGUGA